Puntigrus tetrazona (Sumatra barb) is the source of this 2093-nucleotide messenger RNA. RefSeq lists its product as uncharacterized. Gene Ontology annotation, cellular component: exocyst. The record is from RefSeq and is a predicted model, not a curated record. Gene Ontology annotation, biological process: exocyst localization; exocytosis. Gene Ontology annotation, molecular function: SNARE binding. The coding region runs from base 74 to 1693 and encodes 539 amino acids. NCBI's taxonomy places the organism in Eukaryota, Metazoa, Chordata, Actinopteri, Cypriniformes, Cyprinidae. The transcript is spliced from 11 exons.
UUCACAUUUAGUGAACUUGUGCGCAGCUGACUUUUUCAUAGAUCUGAUUCAAACAGGAUCUAAACAUUUCGACAUGUUCAAAAAAUUUUGGAAGAAGAAAAAAACUAAGAAGAAUAAAGAUGAGCAGUAUCCUCUAGUGAAAGAGGACAACAUACAACAUACAGAGACCACAGAUGCAGGAGAACGGGAAAGCACAGUCGACUCUGAGCUGCCAUCUGGUUCAGGUGUUGAAGUGAGUGGAGAGACGGGGCUUCGUAUUCUCAAAACAAUUCUGAGUGAACAGUCAAUCCCACAAGCAAUGCCAAAAAUCUACUUCUCGAAAGAAUGGCAUGAUAAAUACCUUCAGGAAAUAGAUCAGUUUGUAAAACACAACUUUCCCGCACUGCCAGCGGAGAGAGCGCAAGGAUCUCAGUCACAGCAGAUGCAGGACUUUCUGAAGAAUGCAAAGGCCAUGGUAUAUGAAGAGGUGUCUCGAUUAACACCUGCACUGAGAGAUGCUGGGCUGCUAGCUCCUCUGAAGGACAGUUACAGCCGUCACCUCUUUGCCAACCUGGACCUGCUGCUGAACAGAGAUCUCUCUGUAAAAGAGAUCUUCUGCCUUCUGCUGUGGGGAAAAGAUUUGUUCUUCAGUUCAGAAUUAAAACUAACCGUGUAUGAUCCUCUGCUGGUGACGGGAGGGUUCGAGAGAGCAAAGCAGAAGCUUUUGCAAAAACUUCAGAAUGACUUCUCCACAAAUCUAGAGAACAUCUUGCACUAUGAUGAACAACAUGGACACAAUGAGGACUCAAUGAAGGAAGAAACUUUCAUCAGUGUACACUUAGAUGUCAUUACGUGCCUGAAUUGUGCUAUUUUAGAAGCUGAAAAGGUUGGUCUGACACUGAAGCAUGCGGUACAAAUACUCUGCAUUGGAGAGCUGCGUGGUUUUGUUCAGAAGUAUAAGGACUCUGAGAACAAGUGUCUAAAAGAAAUAAAGUUUACAGAGAAAAACUCUGUGCAUCUGUUUCGGAUAAUCAACACCUGUAUGCAGCUCAGAUGCUAUGCUGCAAAAAUCACUCCAGAUAUUAAUAACAGUGUCUAUUCAAGCACUAUAUUCAUGCUACAGAAACUGGAAGAUAAUGCUUCAUCCAUUGUACAAAAGGUCAUGAGCUGCCUAGCACAGGCCAAUUUAGAAAGUCAUUUUAAGAGAAGGAAUCGGCAUACUGAUAACCUGAUGGAGGCAAUCCAAGAGCAGUGUGCGCCUCUGCCUGAGACCGCCUCAGAGACCAAGACAGUGAUUGUGAAAAUAGCAUACAACAGUGUUUCCAAAGUGUACCUGGAAUGCCUGAUGAAGACAAAGUUCAGAAAACUAGAGGCCUGUUGGAGAAAUGCUGAGGAAAAGAUAAAAGAGGAUGUUCAAUAUUUUCAAGAAAAAUUCUCUGAACUGAAUGAAAUGAAUGCCCAGCAGAACCAGCUCCUUCAGAGAAUGACUGAUGUUUUGGUUUGCAGUGAUGCAGAAGCACUGAAGAUUACCUGUUGUUUUUUGUUCAGAGACUUUCCUCACGAGAGUGAUCAGUAUGUGUCCGGUCUGCUGCGCUGGAAGGGGAUGUUAUCAGAGCGACAGACGAGAGAAGUGCUGGAGGCGAGCCGAGACCUGUAUCCUACACAUCCUACACCUGUCACUUGUUGUCCUCUGAAGAGAUGUUUUUGUUGUUAAUAGCUUGCAUCCUGUAUACUCCCAUAAAAAUCUGUUAAGAAAAGGGGUAAGAUAAAAGGUAUUCGUUCUAUGAUCAUUUUGCUUACAAAACAAGAAAAUACAGGAUUGUUGUUUAAUCCUCUUUUAAGAGCAAAAUAUAGAGAUGAAGAAUGUUCUCCAAACAUUGUGCUAUUUCUGCCUUCUAGCAUUAGGCCUGAUGUAUAUUCUUUAACAAGGUGCUAAAUCAGUCUACACUGAAUGCGGGCAUCAAAGCUGCAGUGACUUUCUUUUCCCAGUCAGUCUGUCCAAGCAAAAAUUCAAGAUGUGUUAAAUAAAAGGUGCUAAACCUAAAAUCUGAAAUACUAUUUUUUUUAUGUCGUUUUUACUUGGGGACAAAACAUAAUGCAAUGCAAUGAUGAUU